AUGUCCACACCGAACGACACUCUGCCCUCCGGCCUCCCCAACCCAACCAUCCACAUCACCUCACACAACGACGCAGGCAAAUCCGUCGUCCGCAGCUCCGGUCAGAACGAAUGGAACUGGUUCCGCGACAACACUGUCGGCUUCGACGUCGUGUAUACCACCUCACAAUUUCCCGCUCUUCUCAACGACGAAGCCGACAUCUCCGCCCACGCCGCAACCAUGGCCAAAGGAACGCUAGGCCUCGUCUCCAAGAAUGGCACCGUGUGCCGGAUCGUGGACUUUGGGCCGCUCGACAUGGACCCACCGCCAACCCCGCUGAUGCACCGCACCCAGAGCCUGGAUUAUGGGAUCGUGCUCGAGGGUGAAGUCGAGAUGGAACUCGACGACGGCAGUGUCACGAAGAUGACGAAGGGCGAUAUAGCGGUGCAGAGGGCCACGAUGCAUGCAUGGCGGAAUCCGAGUCGGACACAGUGGGCGAGGAUGUUGUUUGUGCUGCAGGAUUGUCAGCCCGUGGUGGUUGGCGGACAGAGACUCAGGGAGCAGCUUGGCGAGAGUGGUUCGGUAUUGCCGCCGAGUGGGAAUGAUGAUUAA
Messenger RNA from Rhinocladiella mackenziei CBS 650.93, 591 nucleotides. RefSeq lists its product as uncharacterized. The record is from RefSeq and is a predicted model, not a curated record. The transcript has a single exon. The coding region runs from base 1 to 591 and encodes 196 amino acids. NCBI's taxonomy places the organism in Eukaryota, Fungi, Ascomycota, Eurotiomycetes, Chaetothyriales, Herpotrichiellaceae.